This is a messenger RNA of Blastomyces dermatitidis ER-3, 5538 nucleotides long. RefSeq lists its product as hypothetical. The record is from RefSeq and is a predicted model, not a curated record. The coding region runs from base 2066 to 5173 and encodes 1035 amino acids. The transcript has 3 exons. Lineage: Eukaryota; Fungi; Ascomycota; Eurotiomycetes; Onygenales; Ajellomycetaceae.
GGAUUUUCCAUCUUUUCGGAAUUUAUUUUAAGGUCUGGUUAGAAAUCUAGACCGAGUUAAAUAAUAAACAACAAAAGCCGUAGUUUUUUUCCCCCAGAAGGAACAUAGUCAGAGAGAGUACAUAGGAAAGACAGAUUAGCCCGCCAAUUUGUUGUAUCCGUGUUGUCUCAUGUAGCAAAAGAAAGCAGCCGCCUGAAGACUUUCAAAUAUUCCUCUAAGUAUGUGGUUGUAAUUAGUUAUUAGUUAUUGGGCCGAUGCAAGGGAGGUCAGUCAUGGAUCUUUAUUGUUAUUGUGACCGAGCAUGGAGGCGCCAGGAAGAUCCUAACAUUUGUGGCUCAGAAUCACAGCGAACCCUUUCACGCUAUUCUGCCUCCGCUCGGCAUGGAGAGGGAGAGGGGUGGUGCACAAAAUGUCGCUCAUUGCUUUUCCCCCACUGUCAUUAUUGCGGUAGUGGUGGCUUCUGACUCGCUGGCUGGGGUGUGUGCCUCAGCCGGUUUUAUUAUGGCUCUAUCGUUCCCCUAAUUUCUAAUCCCCUAGUAAUAUGUUGGCUCGUUGGUACGAGGUAGUGAACAAGGAUGGGGCCUAGACACGUUAGCCCCGGUAGGGUAGGCUGCUGCUUGGUCCCACCGCCCGCGAAAAUUGCGGAUGCUGCCCUGGAGGCUGUCGCAUGCUCGGGCUCCAACUUUUCUUUUUCUUUUUCUUUUUCCUUUUGUCUUUGGCGCUGGUGGAAGGGAGGUGCAGCGUCACCAAGAGGUAAUCUGCCGCUAGCCAUCAUCAUCAUUGUUUCUUUUUUUUUCCCCUUCCCUUUCAUCCUCGUCGCCUCCUGUGAGACUCUCUCAACACCACAACAACCGUUCACCGUUUCACACCCUGUUGAGGUCGACCAAGCUCCCAGUCACCUCGCAUUUUUUACAUUCUUCCUUCUCUCAAUAUUGUACGGAUGAUUCUUUGGUCGUCAGAAUUUUUGAUGUUUUGGCUCUGUCCUCCCCUAGCCCUGGAGCCAUCGCAUUCCAACACCUGGAUGUUCUAAAGGCAAAUAUGGAUGAUAUCCCAACAAUGGACCCCCAGCACCCACGCCAGCCUUUUGCCCGCCCAUCAACAUUUGGGGCUCAUCCACCAUCAGAAUCCAGACACACCCAGUUGCCGCCACAUCUAUACGGACCGGGCUCGCUACCAGCAAAUGGAAGGUCUCAUGUAACCUACGAUCCGUUGGGGCGACGUGAAAAUGAGAUCCCACCACGAGCACCUCCCGGGCUCCCUCCGCCGUCCCCGGCCUAUCCAUCUCACCCUUACCAUCAUGAAAUCGUUCCCCAUCCGAAACCAUCACCAUCGCCAGGUCCCUUCGCAUCUCUCCACCACGAACCCACGUCAGGUUUCCAUUCGCGCCAUUCGAGUCGCGGUUCGGUUAUAAAAAGUGGUGAUGGAGGAGUGAAGGAGCCAAGCAACCCCAGAUAUCGUGAAGGUAAGGGAAAUAUUUUAAAACCCCGCGAAAUGAUACCUGUGAAGUAUAGAUCUGUGAAUUCCCAUCUUGCCGUAUUUGCGACCAUAACGAGAUGUUAUAAUAUAUAUAUAUAUAUAUUCGUUGGUGGUUGCUCUUGUACCCUUGUACGGGGGGCGGGCCGGGAGAACAACAAGGCCAAGCGGCGCGCGCCAACAUUAAGACCCUUCUUCGCUUGGACAGCUCCACACACGGAUGGACAGAUUAAAGCCCAGUUUGAACCAUCCAGCAACAAGAAAGGAAGCUUCCAACUUACCCAGCCUGCCCAGUCCCGUUUUCCCAGCCUCCCAUUCUCCUCGCCUCUGCCUGAGACUGUCCCUAAGAACCUACAUACUCCGUAUAUAUACUUUGUCUAGGGCUCAUUCUCAGCCUCAGGCCAGAUCCCAGCUGUCCCGUGCUCGGCUUACCUAAUGCCCCUGGAUCGGCUAUGGUGAUUGCUUCAGACGGGAACGCUAGCCGAAUCUGGAUUGACGGAUCUCGGCCGUGCCCAGCCGAGCGAGUCCCGUGACCAGCCCCAUUCCCCAGCAAACCUUGGAAUCUGCAGAGCCGCGUCUUGUCUUUCCGCAGAUGGCUGACCUUUUGCCCUGUUCUCCCACAGCACAUCAACCUCAUCAACCACCGCCACCACCACCCACCAUGUCGUCGCGGGACAUGUCACAUCCCACACAACCCUACGAGCACGCUAGGCGACGGUCACUGGGCAGCAAUGGCAGCUCCCCUGUCUAUCCUGCCUCGGGCCAAGUUGACCAGCAAGGCGGACAGCAACCCCCUCCACCCUCUUCCUCCUACACUAGUCGCCAAAUGCCUCCUCCGUCCUCUCCUCAACAUUACCACGCGCGUGGAGCCCCCAUCCCGGGACUUCCCCCUCCCGCACCGUCCUCCUUCCCUCCACGUGAACCUCCUCAACCAUCCGCACACCGACCCGGAAGCAGCAUGUCGAUAUCGUCAAUGUUAGGGUCGGAUUCAGAUCGUCCACCUCGGGAUAGCGGCCCUUCCUCCAUCUAUGGCCGCCCCUCGGUAUCCUCCGUUCCAGCAGGCUCCCAACAGGGAGCAAUGUCGCCCCCCUCCGCCCCUUCGAGACAACCACAACCAUCCUCUGAUUUUCCACCUCUAAGACGCUCGCACACUCCAGAUAGGGGUCUGUUUUCAAACCCCCAGCCGCCUCGUCCAUACCGCUCGAGUUCUGGAAGCGCGCCGCAAAACCAACCCCAGCCGCCUCCUCCCGAGGAUACCUCUCGUUUUGGGGCUUUAUCUCGGCCCCAAAGUCUUUCCUCAAUAUACGGAGAUAAACCACAGGCAUCACAACCAACCCCUUCUGGGUUAUAUGCAGUAUCCCCAUACAACCAAGACCGACGUGGUAGCAUAAGCGGGCCAAUCCCACGCCCCAGUAGCCAGCCGCAUCAAGAAGAGCCUCCAUCGUCGCGAAGAUCUCUAUUCAGCCCGGGAACAAGGUCGUCUGGUCCGCAUUUUGGAGAUGGCUCAUCAAAAGAGUCUGGAUUACAACCUGCAGCACCUGGAUACCCAGGGCCUGAGGCAGCGUCUCAUGCCCAACGAAGAUAUGGUAUCCAGCACCAAGAACGCCAUUGCCCCGCGGAGCCGGUGAGCCGCGAGCAAGAACACAAUGGCAGACUAUCACAAGAAAUGAAACAGCAACAACCACGGUUCGGAUCGCAUUUCGGAGAGCGGGAACCGGAGGGAGCCCCGCGGCCUACGUGGGAUUCGAGUGGAAUCCAGCGCCUGUCUCCCGAAGCAGCGCGCCAUUCUAUUAGCAAUGACUUCGGUGGUAUGCGGAACACGAAACCCCUUGGAUCUCAGUUGCCUGGUCCUCGAUCAGUUCCGGGGCCGCAUCUGCAACAACAACAACAACGACCCGAGCCUUCACAACGCAAUGAUUCACAACAAAGCUCAAGCCUGAACAAGUUCCAACAACCCUCACGAAUCUUCUCUCCAACUCUGGGCCCGGGCUCCGGCUCCCAACGACCUUUGGGCGGCAUGGGCGAAGAUCAGAAACGCAAGGACAGUGACGAACCCUUUCAACACCGAAGUCUCCUCAACCUUAACGCGGAGAAUAAGCGAGAAGGGAGGUCAUCGCCACUUCCUCAAGCUGUUCAAGGCGCACAAGCUCAAAUAAUCGGCCCAGCUGAAGAGGCUGGUAUUAAGAGCGAACUUGGCCGUGUAUUUUCGGGAAUUGGAAGUGGUGUUGGUGUUUCUGCGGCUAGUCACCCGGGUAGCGGGCCAUCCACACCCAUGACUUCGAGCCCUUUUAAGAGAGACGGUAUCGCUGCACGUUCGGCGGGGGCAGAAAUAAAUGAAUCUGCAACGAAGCCAGCCCGAACUAGCGUGCCGGGACCAGCGCGACGUGGACGAAAACCAAAAGACGAUGAUAUGAAAGGCGAGGGCGAGGGUAGCGCUGGAAACCGUGGUGCAGGGACCACCCGUGGUCGAAGGCCGCGGCAUGUCCACCACCACCAUCACCAUGGUCACCACCACCAUCACAGGCAUAAGCUGGACGAUGAGGCUUCUGGGUCUCUUGCUUUACAAAACGCCAUCCCGCCGCCAGGGGUGGCUGGUUUCCAGCGAUCACCUAUUCACCCUGAAGGUACCGCUCUGUCCCCCUCCACUGUCGCUCCGCAUCACCACCACCACCAUCAUCACCAUGUUCCACGGUCCACCACUGGCGGUACAUCCGUUGUCCCGCCGUCGACUUCAACCUCUGCGGCCCCGAUACGAGAAUACAGCACAAUCGUCAAUUUACAGCCGCUUCUACGAAGUGUUGCACAUCGUCCUAGGUAUCAUCUCGGUUCUACCCUGUACGCCCCCAAGAUCGGAGUACCUCCAUCCCGGGCAUCCCCGGAAAGUUCGAAAUUCGGCUACGUGAGUACGCCAGUCCCUAUUCCACGAUUCGAAGGUAAAGAGAAUUGUACGUAUACUAUCCGCGUCCCUCGGUUUCGCAUCGACGCAAGCCAUCGAGAGGAGAUCUGCGCGCGACGAGCACUCUGGGGCACUGGUGUGUAUACGGAUGACUCCGACCCCGUAGCAGCAGCAAUCCAUUCUGGGUUCAUCCGCGGCGAAUGGGGAGAGGAUGUGGAUGUGUCCUUGCUAGAUCUGGAGAUCAAAAAAGAACAUCAACAUGCGCCCAACGGCAAGAACGGCACUACCACUGCACUGCCAAAACUUUCUUCCCUGGAUGAACUAGGAGUCAAAGAACCUAAACCCUCCGACAAACCCGAAACAACAACAACAACAACAACAACAACCAACCCUACCACGAAGUCCAAAUCCAAACCCAAAAUCCCACCCCUCCCACCCCCUAACAAAGAUCUACACAUUACCCUUCUAAUACUGCCCACCCUCGAACGCUACGACUCGACUGUGAUGUUCGGCCUGAAGUCGCGCCCGUGGGGGGAUAACCAUGACGGGAUGAGUUUCAAAGUUGAGCGGAUUGACUGGGUGGAUGAAGGGGGCUCGAAGGGGGAGGAGCGCGGUGGUGAAGCACGGAGGAAGCGGUUGAGGAGUAUGAUGCUGUCUGGGCGGAUUUGUACGCCUGGCGGGAUGAAGGGGAGGGGCGGAGUGGAGUUGCGGAAUGGGUCGAAGAUUGGAGGGAUGGGCAUGAGAAUGAGCAUGGGUAUGGAUGGGGGAGAAGGGGGAAUUAAGGCUGUUGAACCUGUGUCGUGAGGUAUUUAUUGUGUUGGGUGAUUUGUGAUACAUAUAUUUUCAUUUCGCCCCUGUACCCUCUUACGCCCUUUUUUUUUGGAUUUCUGCCAAAUCUUUUUUCUUUCAUAUUUAUACUUAAGUGUGCUUCUUGAUAUGUUCUCUUGAUCUCUUUCUCCUUUUUAUGGUUCCCUGUGUCUCAUUUUUAUCAUUUUUAUCUUUGGGUUUUUAUUUGUGUGUUUUUCUCUUUUUUGAUAUCAGAUACAGCAGAGCGUGUUACCCCCCUCCCAUCAGUUUUGUAUAGUUUGGAGUUUUAAUUUGACUGGCUACGGGGAUAUUUUUCCCAACCUAUUUUUUUCCCUUCUUUUUCUUUUCUUUUCUUUUCUUUU